AUGUCUAUUGACUUUUCAUCCGUCUUCAGUUCGGAGCGGCUCAUCUACGAGCCCUUCGACAAUGCCGACGAGGACACCAAAAAGUUCCUCUACCACCAGAUGGCCAUGAAUCCGGAGAUCAAGGGCCUCGACAGCAUUCAGGCCUUCACCCCACUGUCCAAGACUAGCUACUACGAGUCACUGGGCCACUGGAAAAACAACUUGAUGAACGUCAUCUUCUGCCUAAAGCCCGACGGCUGGGACGAGCUCUCGCGCGACUACACCCGCGAGGAGCACGCUAAGGGUGGCCUGCGCGGCGUGCCUGUUGGCAUGAUGUGCCUUGCAGCGCUUCCUGCGUCGCUCGCGCACCACCGCCGUGCGGGUGUAGGCAUGUCGGUCAGCGCGGCGCAUCAGGGCCGCGGCUACGGCACCGAGGCGCUGCGGUGGAUCGCGGGCUGGACGUUUGACUACGGAAACAUGCACAGCCUCUUCCUGCAGACCAGCAGCCUGAACGAGAAGGCAAUUCACGUCUACAAAAAGGUUGGCUUCGUGGAGGAUGGCCGGGAGCGCGAAGCACUGUACCUGGCGGGAAGGUGGUUUGAUACUGUGCACAUGUCGAUCCUGGAGCAGGAUUGGAGAGCGAAUCAGGGAGGCGAGAAGAGUUAUUCGGAAGUUUGA
This is a messenger RNA of Cordyceps fumosorosea ARSEF 2679, 657 nucleotides long. RefSeq names its product Acyl-CoA N-acyltransferase. The transcript has a single exon. The record is from RefSeq and is a predicted model, not a curated record. Bases 1 to 657 code for a protein of 218 amino acids. Lineage: Eukaryota; Fungi; Ascomycota; Sordariomycetes; Hypocreales; Cordycipitaceae. Gene Ontology annotation, molecular function: acyltransferase activity, transferring groups other than amino-acyl groups.